ACCCACACGCAGCUUCAUUUUCUCUUGAUAGAGAGAGGUACGGUAGACCUCCAUCACUUUCCUCCACUCCCGCCUCGUUUGGCUUCACCUCCAAACAGCCCCCUGAUUGAUGCAUUAUUAAGAGGAAUUGAUACCCCUAUCCAAAAACGGCCUUAACUGUAACAGACCACCCUAUAAAACCCUGAAAUGUCUCGGGUAGCAGCAGAGAAUCAGAUAUCGCCGUUUUUCUCUAUGGAGCUCGACGAAUUCCCACGCGCCUCCCACGGCGCGUCACCCUCACUCGGCCAGCUUCUGAAGCACGUCGGAGAUGUCCGUAAGGAGGCCACCGGCGACGGCGGCGAGACUCCCAUGCAUCACCACCAGGUGCUCGACAUGAGCGACGAGACUCUUGAAAACCCUAGGUCGCUUCCGUUCGUGCUCUCGUUCACUAAUCUGACUUACAGCGUCAAGAUUCGCCGGAAGUUCAGUCUUUCCGGGAUGUUAACUGGCCAGAACAACCGUCUCGGGGCUGCGACGCUGUCGGAACCCGUCGGAGGGGAGAGCCUGUUCACGAGGACCAAGACGCUGCUGAACGACAUCUCCGGCGAGGCUAGGGAAGGAGAAGUGCUGGCGGUGCUCGGCGCGAGCGGUUCCGGCAAGUCGACUCUCAUCGACGCCUUGGCCAAUCGCAUCGCCAAGGGAAGCCUGAAAGGAAAGGUCUGCCUCAACGGCGAGGUCCUGGAGUCGCGGCUGCUCAAAGUGAUCUCAGCUUACGUCAUGCAGGACGACCUGCUAUUCCCGAUGCUGACGGUGGAGGAGACGCUCAUGUUCGCCGCCGAGUUCCGCCUCCCUAGGGCUCUCUCGAAAUCCAAGAAGAAAAUGAGGGUCCAGGCACUGAUAGACCAGCUCGGCCUCCGCAACGCUGCCAGCACCAUCAUAGGCGACGAGGGCCACCGCGGCGUCUCCGGCGGAGAGCGCCGCCGCGUCUCGAUCGGAAUCGACAUCGUCCACGACCCGAUCAUCCUCUUCCUCGACGAGCCGACCUCCGGCCUGGACUCAACCUCCGCCUUCAUGGUCGUCAAGGUCCUCCAGCGGAUCGCUCAGUCCGGCAGCAUUGUGGUCUUGUCCGUACACCAGCCGAGCUACAGAAUCUUGGGCCUGCUGGACCGCCUCCUCUUCCUCAGCCGCGGCCAAACCGUUUUCAGCGGCUCGCCAGCUCAGCUUCCCUCCUACUUCGCCGAGUUCGGGCGGCCCAUACCCGACUCCGAAAACAAAACCGAGUUCGCUCUGGACCUCAUCCGAGAACUGGAAGGCUCCCCCGGCGGGACCCAAUCCCUCGUCGAGUUCAACAACUCCUGGCAGACCAUGAAGCACAGCGAUCACUACCGCUCCGCCACCGACAUACGACACGUCGUUCCCCUCCAAGAAGCCAUCUCCGCCAGCAUUUCCCGCGGCAAGCUCGUCUCCGGCGCCACCAACAACGACGCCAGCCCCAACUCCAUGGUCCCCACCUUCGCCAACCCCAUCUGGAUCGAAAUGGCCGUCCUGGCGAGACGCUCCAUGAAAAACUCGAGACGAAUGCCGGAGCUGUUCGGAAUCCGGCUGGGCGCAGUGGUGGUCACUGGGUUCAUCCUGGCCACCAUGUUCUGGAAUCUGGAUAAUACCCCUAAGGGAGUCCAAGAACGCCUCGGGUUCAUCGCCUUCGCCAUGUCCACCACCUUCUACACCUGCGCCGACGCCUUACCCGUCUUCCUCCAAGAACGCUACAUCUUCAUGAGAGAGACCGCCUACAAUGCCUACCGUAGAUCUUCGUACGUUCUUUCACACUCUCUAGUGGCUCUUCCGGCGCUGGUUUUCCUCUCCGCCGCGUUCUCCGCCAUCACAUUCUGGGCAGUGGGCCUCGACGGCGGGCUGUCGGGGUUCCUAUUCUACUUCCUCAUCAUCUUGGCCUCGUUCUGGGCCGGAAGCUCAUUCGUCACAUUCCUCUCCGGCGUCGUCCCCCACGUCAUGCUCGGCUACACUAUAGUCGUGGCAAUCUUAGCCUACUUCCUUCUCUUCAGUGGCUUCUUCAUAAACCGUAAUAGAAUCCCGGACUACUGGAUUUGGUUCCACUACAUGUCACUAGUGAAGUACCCCUACGAGGCUGUAAUGCAGAACGAGUUUCAGGACCCGACUAAGUGCUUCGUGAGGGGUGUACAGAUAUUCGAUAAUACUCCGCUGGCUUCGGUCCCGGCGGCGCUGAAGGUGAAGCUUCUGGGCAGCAUGAGCGAGACGCUGGGGAUGACGAUUACGAGGACGACUUGCUUAACAACUGGGAGUGAUUUAUUGAAGCAGCAGGGAGUUACUCAGCUGAGCAAGUGGAAUUGCUUGUGGAUCACGGUGGCGUGGGGGUUUCUGUUCAGGAUUCUCUUCUAUUUUUCGUUGCUGAUUGGGAGCAAGAACAAGAGGAGGUAGAAGAAGAUGGGUCGUCGUUGUCGUCAUGCAUGGAAACUGUAAGCUUAGCUCUAGCUUAUUGCUCUCUAGCUCCGUGUUUUGUUUGGCGAGAGGUGGUUGAUGAUUUUUAUGUUUUAAUUGUUUUUUUUUUCCUUCACAGUUUUAGAAUUUGAGUUUUCCAUUAUUAUUUUGAACUGUUUUGGUGGUGCCUCACCGUGCAUGUACAAGUACAAGUGUUACAUAUAUACUUCGCAAGAAUUAAUAAGAAACUAUUUCAUUCA
Messenger RNA from Rosa chinensis, 2693 nucleotides. Its product is annotated as ABC transporter G family member 6. NCBI's taxonomy places the organism in Eukaryota, Viridiplantae, Streptophyta, Magnoliopsida, Rosales, Rosaceae. The record is from RefSeq and is a predicted model, not a curated record. The transcript has a single exon. Gene Ontology annotation, molecular function: ATP binding; ABC-type transporter activity; ATP hydrolysis activity. Bases 187 to 2433 code for a protein of 748 amino acids. Gene Ontology annotation, cellular component: membrane.